GCACACCAGCUGCUUGCUUUUUCCUUGCGUCGCGCGGUAUUCUAUCCUUGAACGUUCCGUCAGUUUGUGGUUCUCUUUUGUAAAUGCGAAAUAAUGGCUGCGGAUCAGGUUCAGUUUCACCAGCUGCUAAAUUCCCUGCUCUCGACCGACAACGAUGUUCGAACGCAAGCGGAGGAAGCAUACAACAACAUACCAUGCGAUGGCAAGGUAACACAUUUGUUAGGCGCAAUCCAGAAUCCGCAAAUGUCCGAGGAAGCUCGCAUGAUGGCGGCCGUCCUGCUGCGCCGAUUGUUCUCCGCUGAAUUCCAGGAUUUCUACAAUCCAUUGCCGCCGGAAUCGAAGGAACAAUUAAAGCAGCAGGUAUUAAUCACUCUGCAGCAAAACGAGAGUCCAACCUUGCGACGGAAGAUCUGUGAAGUGGUAGCUGAAGUGGCACGCAACCUAAUCGAUGACGACGGUAACAACCAGUGGCCGGAAUUCCUACAGUUUCUAUUCCAGUGCGCCAGUGCUCCGAGCGUACAAAUGCAGGAAUCAGCACUGCGAAUUUUCUCUUCGGUUCCUGGAAUCUUCGGCAACCAGCAGGCGCAACAUUUGCAAUUGAUUAAGCAAAUGUUGAUUAAAUAUUUGGACCCGUCGUCAGAUCCAGAGGUUCGUUUCCAGGCAGUUCGAGCUGUCGGUGCCUUUAUUUUAUUGCAUGAUAAAGAGGAGGACGUCCAACGACAGUUUAACGACUUGUUGCCUCGUGUUAUCAUGAUCACGGCUGAGAGCAUCGACCAACAAGAUGACCAAACGUUGAUUAAAUUGCUGAUUGAUAUGGCUGAGAGUGUCCCGAAGUUUUUGCGCCCACAACUAGAGCCAAUUUUCGAGAUGUGCAUGAAAGUAUUCAGCAGCUCGGAGGUGGAGGACAGUUGGCGUCAUCUGGCACUCGAAGUGAUGGUAUCGCUAUCGGAGAAUGCCCCAGCAAUGGUUCGCAAGCGGGCGGAAAAAUAUGUUGCUUCGCUCAUUCCAUUGGUGCUGCAGAUGAUGACUGAUCUGGAAGAUGACGAGGAGUGGUCCGUGUCGGAUGAAAUAUGCGAAGACGAUACAAGCGAUAAUAACGUAAUCGCCGAAUCGGCUCUAGACAGACUUGCAUGCGGUCUCGGCGGCAAAGCGGUGCUGCCUCACAUUGUUGGUAAUAUUCCAAACAUGCUCAAUAAUCCGGACUGGAAACAACGACAUGCAGCUCUGAUGGCAAUUUCGGCAGCCGGCGAAGGAUGCCACAAACAGAUGGAAGCUAUGCUGGAGAACAUCAUGCAAGGUGUUCUGAAGUUCCUGAUGGAUCCACACCCAAGGGUGCGCUAUGCCGCAUGCAAUGCGAUCGGACAAAUGGCGACCGAUUUCGCGCCAAUUUUCGAGAAAAAGUUUCACGAGCAGGUUAUUCCCGGUUUGUUGAGCUUGCUGGAUGACGUGCAGAAUCCACGUGUGCAAGCGCACGCUGGAGCAGCGCUGGUUAAUUUCAGUGAAGAUUGCCCGAAGAAUAUUCUCACCCGUUAUCUUGACGGUAUCAUGGCUAAGCUCGAAGCAAUCUUAACCACCAAAUUCAAGGAAUUAGUGGAGAAAGGUACUAAACUGGUAUUGGAGCAGGUGGUUACUACGAUCGCUUCGGUUGCCGACACCACAGAGAAGGACUUUGUUGGCUACUACGAUCGAUUGAUGCCUUGCCUGAAAUACAUUAUUCAGAACGGAAACACCGACGAAUUGCGGUUGCUACGUGGAAAGACGAUUGAAUGUGUGUCAUUGAUUGGCCUUGCCGUUGGAGCAGAGAAAUUUAUGUCCGACGCUUCCGAUGUGAUGGACAUGCUGUUGAAGACCCACACUGAGGGAGAUUUGCCGGAUGAUGAUCCGCAGACUUCGUAUUUGAUUUCGGCUUGGGCUCGUAUUUGCAAGAUUCUUGGCAAACAGUUCGAGCAGUAUUUGCCACUGGUAAUGGGACCGGUUAUGAGGACCGCAUCGAUGAAACCGGAAGUUGCUCUGUUGGAUAACGACGAAGUGCAGGACGUGGAAAGCGAUAAUGACUGGCAGUUUGUCAACUUGGGUGAACAGCAAAACUUUGGAAUCCGCACCGCUGGUCUGGAAGAUAAAGCUUCUGCGUGUGAAAUGUUGGUUUGCUAUGCUCGUGAGCUGAAGGAUGGGUUCGCCAAUUAUGCCGAAGAGGUUGUUCGCCUGAUGGUUCCGAUGUUGAAAUUUUAUUUCCACGAUGGUGUCCGUACGGCAGCAGCUGAGUCGUUACCGUACCUUCUGGAUUGUGCCAAAAUCAAGGGUCCCACUUAUUUGGAAGGUAUGUGGCUCUAUAUCUGUCCGGAACUUCUUAAGGCAAUCGAUUCCGAGCCGGAACCAGACGUGCAAGCUGAACUUCUUCACUCGCUUGCCAAAUGUAUUGAAACCCUUGGUGCUGCAUGCCUUUCAACGGAAGCAAUGGAUGAAGUGCUCAAGCUCAUUGAUAAAUUCAUGAAUCAACACUUUCAAAAGGAGGAAAAGCGUGCUCUGGCUCGCAAAGAGGAAGACUACGAUGACGGUGUUGAAGAGCAACUAGCUGAGGAAGACGACGCGGACAUCUAUCUGCUAUCGAGAAUAUCUGACAUCAUACAUGCGCUGUUCCUAACCUACAAGGAUGGAUUUUUGCCCUUUUUCCAGCGUGUUGUACCACACUUUGUCAAGCUGUUGGAUCCAACCAAAACAUGGGCUGAUCGACAAUGGGGACUAUGCAUAUUUGACGAUCUGAUUGAAUACAGUGGACCAAUGUGUGCGCAAUACCAGGCAUACUUUUUGCAACCGAUGCUGGAAUAUAUUAAGGACAAACAGCCGGAAGUACGACAAGCAGCGGUUUACGGAUGUGGAGUGCUAGCACAGUUCGGUGGCGAUCAAUUUUCGAUGACGUGUGCUCAAGCCAUCCAGCUGUUGGUCGAAAUCAUCAUGAUGCCGGGCAGUCGUGAACCGGAAAAUGUGAACCCGACAGAAAACGCUAUCUCUGCUGUAACCAAGAUAUUGAAGUAUAACAACAAAGCCAUCACGAGUCCGGACGAAAUCAUCGCCAUCUGGUUUUCUUGGCUGCCCGUUGUGGAGGAUGACGAUGAAGCAAUUCACGUUUACGGAUAUCUGUGUGAUCUGAUUCAGGCGAACCAUCCUGUAGUGUUGGGUGAUAACAACUCCAACCUGCCCCGGAUCGUGUCCAUCUUCGCCGAAGCAUUCUAUCGAGAGGCAAUGUCCGUCGGUCACCCGGAAUCGACACGAAUGUUGGCCAUAAUCAAGCAGAUCGAAGCCAGUCCGGAUAUUUUCCAGGCAUGCAUAAAUCAGUUGACGGCGGAACAGAAAUCUGCUUUGGAAGAGGCAUACCGAAGUGUAGCCGUUGCACAGUAAAAAGAAAAUUAUGAUGAAAACAUACAUCGGCUUCUGUUGCGGUUUUUCCUCUUCUGAAGAUAGUUUUUAGGUUCUACUAGAGCGACUGAGCGAGCAUAGGACGUAGUGAUAUCGCGAGACAGGGCGGCUCUCGACGAAAACGGUUGUACGAGUUGAUAGGUUUUGACAUUUGGUCGGCUUUUUAGUAUGUUGAGCAAAUAAGAAAUAGUAGAAGUUACACUAUAAUUGGCCUUGUGCAAAUUGAAUUUUUUCCAACUGUACGGCUCUAAUGAGAUUGAGUUUAAGGAGAAUAUUAUAUAUAAAAUUAUAUAGUGGUUUCUCUGCAGCAUACACCGUAGCAUUCUAUCGAAGAUUUAUUUUGUAAUUAUUUAAUCACAGCUUUUUCGUUUUCCAGUACGACGUGAAUAAUUAACACAUCAGUUUUACAAAGAAUACCUAUAUUGUUACCGCUACGUCAGUUAGAUGGCAAUUCACAAUAAAACAAGUUCAACACCUUAAUGCUCGCAAGGUCACUAAGCUAAGGGAUUCAUUCUGCUCAAUUGAACUGAACGGAUGCUUCUUGGCUGACUGUCAUUGAGUUAGGCGUAGCUGAGCCCCGGAGCAUAGUUUUUUUUAGAAUUGUAUAUAGCGUUCUCAGUGCGAGCAAGUUUUUUCGGACUGAAAGCGGAUUUACAAAAGGAAAAUGCGACAGUUUUAGUGUUGUCCCCCGUUUAUUGUCCAAUGUUCCAUUCAUACGCAUGCAACAUGCUUUUUUCUCGCGUAAAUUUUUAGUGUUUGUAUUUUUACACGUCUUUUGACGACACGGUUGCAUGCUAAGCGUGCAUUUACUUCUUAGAAUUGUUCAUUUGGAAAUGGUUCCAUUGCCUCUAACCAAAAAUUUACAUCGAGAAAAAAAUAAUGCCAAAUCAAUGGACUUUCCUUUGUUUCACCUUAGUUCCUCCAGUUGGGAAAGGGCUCAGUCCGCGUAGUGUCAGCUGUUUUAACUGCAAUGAAACUUCUGCGACAUUGAACUACACAAGAUCUAUAUGCACAUUUUCCAUAUUAAAAAGGCAAAUUCUAUAUAUAUUUAACGACAAGAAUAAAAAUAUUCUAUCAUUCAAAAUC
Messenger RNA from Sabethes cyaneus, 4500 nucleotides. It is a transcript of the gene Karybeta3, whose product is annotated as importin-5. Gene Ontology annotation, molecular function: nuclear import signal receptor activity; small GTPase binding. Lineage: Eukaryota; Metazoa; Arthropoda; Insecta; Diptera; Culicidae. The record is from RefSeq and is a predicted model, not a curated record. Gene Ontology annotation, cellular component: nucleus; cytoplasm. Bases 94 to 3396 code for a protein of 1100 amino acids. Gene Ontology annotation, biological process: protein import into nucleus. The transcript has 6 exons.